Molecule: messenger RNA, 2610 nt
Organism: Notolabrus celidotus (New Zealand spotty)
Lineage: Eukaryota; Metazoa; Chordata; Actinopteri; Labriformes; Labridae
Gene: il34
Product: interleukin 34
Exons: 8
Coding region: 447-1103 (218 amino acids)
Biological process (GO): positive regulation of monocyte differentiation; positive regulation of protein phosphorylation; positive regulation of macrophage differentiation
Molecular function (GO): cytokine activity; macrophage colony-stimulating factor receptor binding
Source: RefSeq, a predicted model, not a curated record
GGCACGCACAGCGGACAGAGCGCAACAACACGGCGUGAAUGGACAGUGCUAGACAUGGACUUUUGCAAAUUACUUUUAUGAUUGGACCCACAUCACGCGGACCACUCUUUUAAUUUAAAGAGGACUCAUUGCAACUUGCCACCUUUUGAACGGAUACAGCCUUUGCGCAUACCAGAACAGGUCAAAGGGGACCAUCGAGGAGGAGGAAACAGUAAAACAAGAGUCUGUCUGCCAGCAUGUGUAAGAAAUGCUCAGCGAGGAGAUGAGGACCUGAAGACACAUGAACUCGUCAACACAUGUCCUGCUGAACACACACACUGAAGAGUUGCAGACAACAGUGGCAUAAGACUUUGUGAGUGUGCGGUCGGCCCUGUGUGUUUGUGUGUGUGUGUGUGUGUUCUUACAUACUUUGCUGUGGUUCAAGCAAAGGACAAAAGCUGAAGAUUAUGGUACAACCGUCCACCUCAGCCUACCUGCUGGGAGGCCUUUUGGGCCUGUUUCUGUUGGUACCGGUUCAGAUGACCCAGACACCUGCCAGCAUGUGCAACCCGCUGAAGACACUCAACGAAAGCCUCAGCCACAGGCGACGAUACAUGAAGCACAACUUUCCCAUCAACUACUCCAUCAGGGUUCAUCAUAAUGAAAUCUUUAAAGUGUCCAGCAUUGGCAAAAUGAAGUUACUUGUGGAGGGGUUAGACGAGCUGGUUCUCCAGAGACUGUGGUUCCAGGUCAACCAAGGCGUGUUAAAAAAGAUCAUCCGGGUUUUACCUGAGAGACAUCCUUCGCGCCCGUACACUGCUCAGCUGGAGAGUCGCUUCAGAGAUUUAGAGGGCGUCUUUGUACAUUCACAUCCUGCUGAGGUGUUCCAGCAGGAGCUUCCAGAAACCAUCCAGGACACUUGGGAUCACUUAACAGAAGAGCCUGACAGAGUGCCACCAUCCAGCUGGAGAUACGCUUCUCCAAAAACCCUCCUGGAUAAUCUGUCUCAUACAAUGCAUUGCCUGUUCAGGGAGUGCUUUGCCAGCACAGAAGAACAGCAGGACUACUGUGGUGUUUCCCGUCGGAGGAAACGCAGGAAGAAAGACCUCAAGCUCAAAAGCUGAGAAGAAGCCAGCGGGGUGAAGUUGUCCCUGUUGAUACUGAUAAGGGAUUGGUAUCAUUACCUCCCCUUAGCUAUUGGGAGAGGAGUGAAAGGACAAUCCACACUGAAACGAGAAAGUUCUGCCCUGAUUUGUGAACAUUAAUAAGUCUCUCCCCAAACAAAUCUAAAGUGCCUCAAUUGUCUUUACGUGAUGGUAAAGACACAAACCCUGUUGCAGCUUCAUCAAACAAAGCAGGCUGAAACUGUAAGAAAAAAAGCAGCAUUACUGUGAAUUAAUUCUAAAAUGAACUUCAUUACACCUCGGCUCAUUAAAACAGAUGUCCAAAGUAAGAUUCAUGAAGGUAAUUCAUGUAGAGGAUGAGAAACUUUGGGUUCAUAUUAAGGAGAGAUUUGUUCAUGUUCACAUAUAUGGACUAAAUAGGUGUGGGAUCAAGAGACUGGGUAAAGGUGAAUACUUAAAGAAGGAGAGUGUAGUAUGAACUACUUAUUCCUCGUCAGCAGGGAGUUAACUUGGAGUGAAGACAUUACUGCGGCUUUGCUAAAUUUCUGCCCAAGAAGCCUGUGAAGUUCUCUGGUUGACCUUCAUGGUUGAGGGACCAACAAGACGGAAACAUGAGAGACAAUACAUCGGACCUUCAUUAUUUUCAGAAAAUCAGCUAACUUUGUAUCUAAGCCAGACUUCUCUUCCAAGAACAGCUCUUUUAAACUGCAAUGAAGAGUAAGAGCAAUGACCUACAUGACCUGAACUUCAAACCAUAAGGCAAACUGAUAACUACUGUUUUCUCUCCUCUUCUCAGUUGUUGACUUUGUUUUUUGUUUCCACAGCCUACAUUUAACAUCUUAUUUUUACAAUCCCAUUUCCAACAAGGUUGGUAAGCAGUUUAAGAUGUUUAUGAAAGCCAGAUUUGAUGGUUAGAAAAUCCUUUAAAGCCUUUACGAAAUUGAAAAUAGUGCAAAGACAAAAUUUUAAAAAUUUUAACUGAAAAAGAGUACUGUUAAAUGCAAAUUACAGUAUGAACUCAUUUUAAAUUUGACACCAGCAAUACAUUUGGAAACAGUUUGGACGGGGGCAUAUUUACCAUUGUGUUGCAUAACCUCUUCUUUUUCUGGAAACAUUUGGGAACAAGGAGACCAGUUUCUGGAAUUUUUCAAGGGAAAUAUUCUUGCCUGAUACAGGAUUUUAACUUAUCUACAGUGCAGAGUCGCCUUUGUUGUUUUUUCGUUUCCUGAUGUGCCAAAUAUUUUCCAUGGGUGACAAGUCAGGAUCGUAGGCAGGCCAGCUUAACACCGGCACUCUUCUACUACCGAGCCAUGCUGUUGUAAUUCGUGCCAAAUGCGGUUUGGCAUUGUCUUGUUGAAAUAUGUGAGGUCUUCCCUGAAAAAUACGUUAGAUGCCAGCAUAUAUUGCCUCAAAAUGUAAUAUAUACACUACCAGUCAAAUGUUUGGAAACACCUUCUCAUUCAACGCUUUUUAUUUCUUUAAAUGAAUUUAAACACUGUAGAUUAAU